Messenger RNA from Paramormyrops kingsleyae, 3007 nucleotides. RefSeq names its product carnitine palmitoyltransferase 1B (muscle) (gene cpt1b). Gene Ontology annotation, cellular component: mitochondrion. The record is from RefSeq and is a predicted model, not a curated record. Gene Ontology annotation, molecular function: carnitine O-palmitoyltransferase activity. Lineage: Eukaryota; Metazoa; Chordata; Actinopteri; Osteoglossiformes; Mormyridae. Gene Ontology annotation, biological process: long-chain fatty acid transport; fatty acid metabolic process; carnitine metabolic process.
UAGACACACAGGCUUAGGUCUAACACAGAGGCCUUACUCCACAGCACUCACUAAGCGUAAAGUACACAAUGGUGUAGCGCUGUUAUUAUUAGGGGUGGUCUGUGUAUUGCGAGGCUGGCGAAAGCAGAGCCUGCCUGCCUUCCUGUACCUGAGGGAAGCCGUUUGAAGGACACAGAGCUCUACAGACCCUACAAACAGCAGCGUGGAUCAUCUGUCAGGAGCUGCACCCCCUCCACAUUCGGACAUCUCUGUACAAAUAAGAGCCGGUUAAUUAGCCGCAGUGAUGGCGGAAGCUCAUCAAGCGGUGGGCUUUCAGUUCACCGUCACCCCCGAGGGAAUCGACCUCCACCUGAGCAGGGAGGUGCUGAAACACAUCUACUUGUCAGGCGUGACGUCAUGGAGGAAGCGCGUCAUAAGGUUCAAGAACGGAAUCUUGGCUGGGGUGUACCCAGCCAGCCCCUCCAGCUGGCUAAUUGUCGUCAUCGCCAUAAUGAGCACCUUGUACGCCAGAGUGGACCCCUCGAUGGGGAUGAUCGACAGCAUCAAGAAAACCUUGCCAGUAAGUGACUAUUUGACAGUCCAGACACAGACUAUAGUGAGUGCCAUACUGUUCGCUACGGGACUGUGGUUUUCUAUUAUCCUGGUGCUGCGCUACACACUCAAAGCGCUUCUCUCCUACCACGGCUGGAUCUUCGAGUCACACGGCAAAAAGAGUUUUUCCACCCGGUUGUGGCUGCGUCUUGUGAAGAUAUUUUCUGGCCGCAGGCCUCUGCUGUACAGCUUCCAGGCUUCCCUCCCCAGGUUGCCGGUUCCCAGUGUGGAUGACACCAUCAGAAGGUAUCUUGAGUCAGUGCGCCCUCUACUGGACGAUGAGCAGUACAAGCAAAUGGAGAUCGUUGCAAAUGAAUUCAAGAAGGACCCGGCCCCUAAACUACAAAAAUACCUCGUUCUCAAAUCAUGGUGGUCCACAAAUUAUGUCAGUGACUGGUGGGAGGAGUACAUUUAUCUCAGAAGCAGAGGGCCCAUCAUGGUUAACAGUAACUUCUACACCAUGGACCUGCUGUAUGUCACCCCCACUCACCGGCAGGCUGCCAGGGCAGGCAAUGUCGUCCAUGCCAUGCUGCAGUACCGCCGCAAGCUGGAGCGCGGGGAGCACACCCCGCUGAGGGCUCUGGGGAUUGUCCCCAUGUGCUCCUUCCAGAUGGAGAGGAUGUUCAACACCACCAGGAUCCCUGGUAUUGAGACAGACUUCAUCCAGCACUUGAAGGACAGGAAGCACCUAGUGGUCUACCACCGCGGCCGCCUCUUCAAGCUUUGGCUCUACUAUGGUGGCAGGCACCUGACUCCCAGUGAGCUGGAGGUGCAGUUCCAGAGGAUCAUCAACGAUCCCACUGAGCCCCAGCCUGGGGAGAAGAUGCUGGCCGCGCUCACGGCAGGAGAAAGGGUCACAUGGGCACGAGCCCGACUGAAGUACUUCAGCCAAGGCACAAACAAAGUAUCCCUGGAUGCUAUCGAGACUGCGGCCUUCUUCCUGACACUGGAUGAUGAAUCACAUGGCUACGACCCCGAGAACAUCAAGUCCCUGGAUGUGUAUGCCAAGUCCCUGCUUCAUGGGAAAUGCUAUGACCGGUGGUUUGACAAAUCCUUCUCUCUGGUCAUCUACAAGAAUGGCAAGAUGGGGCUGAACGCAGAGCACUCCUGGGCGGACUCGCCCAUCGUGGGUCACAUGUGGGAGUAUGUCCUGGCCACUGACUGCUUCCAGCUGGGGUACACGGAGGAGGGGCACUGCAAUGGCGACCUAAAUAAAAACUUGCCCCCUCCCACAAAGCUCCAGUGGGACAUUCCGCCUGAGUGCCAAACUGUCAUUGGCAAGUCCUACGCUCUGGCCAAGGAGAUUGCAGAUGACGUCGACUUCCAUGGCUGCCUGUUUGAUGACUUUGGGAAAGGCCUGAUUAAGAGGUGCAGGAUGAGUCCCGACGCCUUCAUCCAGCUCGCCCUGCAGCUCGCACAUUUCCGGGACAAGGGUGAGUUCUGUUUGACCUAUGAAUCCUCGAUGACCCGAAUGUUCAAGGAGGGCCGGACGGAGACGGUGCGUUCCUGCACCUGGGAGUCCACAGCGUUUGUUCGUGCCAUGGAGGACAAAGAGGAAACUAACGAGACGAGGUUAGAGCUCUUCCGGAAGGCGGCGGAGAAACACCAGAACAUGUACCGGUUAGCCAUGACUGGCUCGGGCAUCGACCGGCACCUCUUCUGCCUUUACAUCGUGUCCAAAUACCUGGGAAUUGACUCGCCAUUCCUCAAACAGGUUCUUUCUGAGCCGUGGAGACUGUCUACCAGUCAGACGCCCCAGCAGCAGCUGAACCUUAUUGACAUCCAGAAAUUCCCCAAAUAUGUUGGUGCUGGAGGGGGGUUUGGGCCGGUGGCUGAUGAUGGGUAUGGCGUCUCGUAUAUCAUCAUUGGCGAGAAUCUCAUCACGUUCCACAUCUCCAGCAAGUUCUCCAGUCCAGAGACGGACUCUUACCGGUUUGGCCAGAACAUCCGAAAGGCUAUGAUGGACAUCCAGGCUCUGUUCGAUAUUAAGACCAAGAAGCUGUGAUGUACACUGAGAAGAUACUUACACACCUAUGUACCAUAUGUCAGACGGCAUGCAUCUUCACCUAAACCAUUAGCAAAUAACUGCAGGCUUCCAGGAAUAAUUACCAGUGUUACACAUUGCAUAUUUGAUAAAUAAAUUUUCCUUUGUUUUGUGUCAUAAGAACAGCGAUCAGUUUUGUUUUAUAAAGUACAUGGCACAGGUCUACAAGUAGAACUGAAGUUGACGCAUAAGAAUAUUCUACAUACUGUAAUCGAGUGACCAAACUGCCCAUGGACACUAACUGGUCAAAUACACCCUAUAUAUACAUGGUAUAAAUGUUAUUUUGUGAGCAUAUUGUGUAAAUAUUUGUAAUCACCUGCUGAAACAGAUCAAAUGUAUUUUAAAUGUGUAUAUAAAAUUCUUCGAUUUAAA